Molecule: messenger RNA, 945 nt
Organism: Didymosphaeria variabile
Lineage: Eukaryota; Fungi; Ascomycota; Dothideomycetes; Pleosporales; Didymosphaeriaceae
Exons: 2
Coding region: 1-945 (314 amino acids)
Biological process (GO): hydrogen peroxide catabolic process; cellular response to oxidative stress; response to reactive oxygen species
Molecular function (GO): peroxidase activity; heme binding
Source: RefSeq, a predicted model, not a curated record
AUGAGAUUCGCUUCUAUUCUCCUCCUCGCUUCCGCCGCUUCCGCCUUUUCGUUCCCAGAUACGUCGAGUUUGUCUCAACUGCUUCGCCGCAAGGAUGGGGGUAGCGGAGGCGGCGGCGCAUGUCCUGCUGUCUGGACGUCGAUAAGCACGGAAUUGACUCAGAAGUUCUUGUCUGGGGGCCAGUGCAACCCAGAUGCUCGAGCUGCCAUUCGCCUAGUCUUCCAUGACUGUGGAGCUUGGAACAAAGCUCAGGGUGCCAUUGGCGGCUGCGAUGGCAGCCUAGUACUCAACGCAGAAGAAGGUAGCCGCUCAGAGAACAAGGGUCUCGAAAAGAUUGCCGCCGAUAUGAAGGCCCUAGCCACCAAGUACAGCGUGUCCGUUGCAGACCUUGUAGUCUUCGCCGGCAACCACGCCGUCGUAACCUGCCCCGGCGGACCCAGAACGAAAACCUGGAUCGGCCGCAAAUCUAGCAGCACUGCCGCACCCAACGGCCUCCUCCCGGACGUCAACGCCCCAGCUGCUUCCCUCUCGCAACUCUUCAUCGACAAGGGCUUUGACGACCGGGACCUCGCUGCACUUCUCGGCGCGCACACCUCAAGCAACCAGUUCAACUUUGAUACGACCAAUGUCGGCGCCUCGCAGGAUUCUACACCCGGUGUCUGGGACGUCAAGUACUACUCCGAAACCCUUAACCCGCCGAAGGGCGUUGUUGUGUUCCCUUCUGACAGCAAGCUCGCGAACUAUGCGGGUGUUGGGAAGGAGUUUAAAGGGUUUGUGAACAAUCAGGGAAAGUGGAGUGGGAAGUUUGCGGACGCGAUGGAAAAGAUGGUUAUGUUUGGAAGUAGUGGGACGAGUGGUAUGGUGGAUUGUACGGAUGCGCUGCCGAAGAGUACGAAUGCGAAGAGGGAUCUUAAGGGGAUGAAUCCGUUUAUGCCUAGGGAAUGA